Molecule: messenger RNA, 1488 nt
Organism: Talaromyces amestolkiae
Lineage: Eukaryota; Fungi; Ascomycota; Eurotiomycetes; Eurotiales; Trichocomaceae
Exons: 2
Coding region: 1-1488 (495 amino acids)
Biological process (GO): transmembrane transport
Molecular function (GO): transmembrane transporter activity
Source: RefSeq, a predicted model, not a curated record
AUGAAGUCGCCAGAGCCCGGAAUCAACGAGCCGCCAUACAGCAUAUUCGAUAAAAAACAGAAGUGGCUAAUUAUCAUAAUUGUCUCGACAGCUGCAACCUUCUCCGGCUUCGCAUCGAACAUCUAUUUUCCGGCCCUACCAACAAUCGCAUCCGACCUGAAUGUCUCACUUGAAUUAGUCAAUCUCACUGUCACAUCAUAUUUGAUUUUCCAAGGUCUUGCACCUAGUAUUUGGGGCCCAAUAUCCGAUGUCAAGGGCCGUCGCACAGCUUAUAUAUGCACAUUCCUCGUCUUCCUAGGAGCAUGCAUCGGUCUCGCCGAGACUACUAACUAUGCCACACUUAUAGCUCUGCGAUGUCUUCAAAGUACGGGAAGUGCCAGUACUAUUGCAAUUGGCUCAGGCGUCAUUAAAGACAUUACAACCCGUGCCAAUCGAGGAGGGUAUAUGGGGAUUUUCCAAGCAGGCCUACUGGUUCCCGUGGCCAUAGGACCAGUGAUCGGAGGCGCAAUUGCUGGUUCAUUGGGCUGGAAUGCCAUCUUUUGGAUGUUGACCAUCUAUAGUGGUGUGUUCCUUUGCUUGUUGGUUAUUUUGCUGCCAGAGACGUUGCGAUCCAUCGUCAAGAAUGGGAGUCAGUUACCGUCAAAUCUGUUGAUACGAUAUCCAUUGAAAUUUUACCAGACGACCACCCAAGUCGAUUGGCAAAGGAGAGCAUCAGACAACCAACAUGCACCCAAGAAACAUGUUGAUGUCCUAGGACCGCUACGAAUACUUUUGAGCAACCAUGCAGCACCUAUCAUCAUUUUUCUCGCUGUGUACUAUGCAGGCUGGCAGAUGAGCAUCACCGCCAUGUCAUCUCUUUUCAAGACUCAAUAUGGUCUGACCGAGAUACAAAUCGGCUUAACCUUCAUCGCCAAUGGCGUUGGAUCAAUGGUUGGAACCUUAAUAACGGGCAAGAUCCUCGACAAAGAUUAUCAUCGUGUCAAGGAGAAAUACGAGGCCUCCUUGGAUAUUGAACGCAGAGAAAGUAGCCAAGAAGAAGACUUUCCCUUGGAAAAAGCUCGUCUCAGGCUUGUGCCUACUUUUUCUCUACUUCAGUGUCUUUCCAUUCUUCUUUUCGGCUGGACCAUCCAGUAUGCUCACAAGGUUCAUAUUGCAGUCCCGAUUAUAUCGACUUUUAUAACCGGAUGGGCAACUGUUUCGACACAAUCUCUCAUUACGACUUAUCUUGUGGACAUAUUUCAUGAUAGGAGUGCGGCUGCCAGUGCCAGCUUGAAUCUUGCCAGAUGUUUGUUUGCAGCUGGUGGUACGAGCUUUGUCAUGCCGAUGAUUAAUAGUGUUGGAGUUGGAGUGGCGUUUACAAUUUGUGCUGCUGUCCAGGUACUGGCAUUGAUAGGCCCACUGAUUCAGUACAAGUUUGCUGCAGGAUGGAGGCGGAAGAACAGAGAGAAGGCUGAGCAAAGGAGGAGGGAAAGGACGAGUGACAUGUGA